GUGACUCUGCCCUUCCAUUUUUGUUCCGCACAGAAAAACAGAGCUCUUCGUCUUUCACAGAACAGGGGCGACCUGACCUUGUAAGAACACACACAGCCAUGGCAGGCAAGCUCAAAGUGUUUGCUCUUCUGCUCCUAUCAAUCGCCACCCUUCUUCAUGGCUCUUCCGCUCAAACCCGCUAUGUUGUCGGCGGCAACACCGGUUGGACUGUCCCUCCCGGCGGCGCGUCCACCUACAGCAACUGGGCUUCUAACCAGAAAUUCAAACAAGGCGACACUCUUGUGUUCAGCUUUACAACCGGGCAACAUGACGUAGCGAAGGUGACCAAGGCAGCUUUUGAUUCCUGCAACACUACGAACCCCAUUUCAAUUCUAAAUAACGGACCUGCAAGUGUCAAAUUGAACGAAAGUGGUGAACACUAUUAUAUUUGUACUGUUGGGCCUCACUGUUCUCUUGGCCAGAAACUCGCCGUUAAUGUUUCCAAACAAGCUUCUUCUCCUUCUGCUUCCCCUGCUCCUCAGCCCUCUGCUUCACCGGCGAAGUCUCCUGCGCCAGUGAAAGCUCCUUCACCAGCCCCAGCUUCAGCUCCGUCUCCUUCAUCUGGAGCUGUAACUUACACCGUCGGAGACAAAACCGGAUGGACCGUACCUUCCAGCCAGGCGUUUUAUAAGACCUGGACUUCUGGCAAGACCUUCAAAGUCGGCGACAUACUGGUGUUCAACUUCCAGAAGAACGCACACAAUGUGGCGGAGGUGACGAAGGCGAACUACGGCUCCUGCGGCACCGCAUCUCCUCUUAGGCUUUACAAUAGCCCACCGGUGAGAAUGACCCUGAACAAGUCCGGCGAGCAUUAUUUCAUCUGUGCGUUCCCCGGUCACUGCGCCGGCGGGCAAAAGCUGGCUAUCAACGUCACCGGCGCCUCCUCCCCAGCGACCUCUCCAUCUCCAAGUUCGCCGCCAUCUCCCACUGCUCCUGCCCCCGGAUCUCCCGCUUCUUCGCCCUCCGGUGGCGCCACAAACCCUUCAUCCCCAUCUCCCUCCGGUUCUUCCAGCCCAUCCUCGCCAAACUCCGGUGCGACGUCGUACAGAGUUGCCGGAUUACUCGCCACCCUUUUGUGGAUGGCUGCAGCAUUACUGUGUUAGAUAGAUGAUUAGAGAUUGUUGGUAGUGUAGAAUUUGAUGUGAUUCGUUGUGGAUCUUUGAUUGUUUUUACGGAGAUUGAGUCUUUUAUUGGAGUUUUACAAUAAAGUUGGAUUUUCCAUUCAUAUGCAGUUUUGUUUCACUAAUUUACACAUAAAGUUGUGGUUGUGGUUAUAGUAACUUGGACAAAUUUUAAUUUGAACUAGAACGUGGGAUGUUUAUUAGUUCGGAGUGAAUGUGCCUGUGAUUUACAAUUUAGUACAGGCUUUUAUUUGUUUUAUGUAGAUUCUUUUCUUGGUCAGAAAUAUAGAAUUACAGAUAA
Molecule: messenger RNA, 1461 nt
Organism: Neltuma alba
Lineage: Eukaryota; Viridiplantae; Streptophyta; Magnoliopsida; Fabales; Fabaceae
Product: blue copper protein
Exons: 3
Coding region: 99-1142 (347 amino acids)
Cellular component (GO): plasma membrane
Molecular function (GO): electron transfer activity
Source: RefSeq, a predicted model, not a curated record